Messenger RNA from Lonchura striata (white-rumped munia), 4221 nucleotides. Lineage: Eukaryota; Metazoa; Chordata; Aves; Passeriformes; Estrildidae. The record is from RefSeq and is a predicted model, not a curated record.
GGCCUCGCGGCGGCCCGCAGGCCUCGGGGGGUCCCGUCGGCUUUGUGGGGGUGUCGGCGGCUAUUUGGGGAUCCCCAAAGCUUUUAGGGGGGUCCCGCGGGUCUUUGAGGGGGUCUCGGGGACUCCACAGCGCGGGAGGAGGGGGAGGCCGGGGCCCCGCGGGCGCUGUGAGGGGACCCCGGGCCCGGCGGCGCUUUUGGGGGUCCCCACAUGCAAUAGGAGUAGGGGGCACCCUGCGGGCGCAUUUUUGGGGGGCUCUGGGCCUCGGGGAGGGGGUCACAGUGCCUCGGUGACCCUUGGAGGGGUCUCCCUACAUCUGUGUAAUUUUGGGGGAGGUCUCAGGCUCUCAUCAAUACCUGAGGGGGAUCCCAAUCUCCGCAGGCCCUUUUGGGGUGCCCCCGACCCAUAUCGGUUUUUUUAGGGGUUGUGCUCCCCAGUUCCCCUCAGGGCCCUCCGCUGGCCGCGAUCUGGGGGGGCUUUGGGGGUGUUUAUAGGGGAGCAGCCUAGGGGUUGAUUUUGGUUUUUUUUUUUUUUUUGAGUUUUUUCUUUUUGAGGGAGUUGUUUCAGGGGUGUUUUUGGGGCGCUUUUCGAGGCUGUUCUUGUGGUUUUGCUGAGGUUGUUCUGGGGGGAUUCUGAGGCUGGUUUUGGGGUUUUUUUAGGCUGUUUUGGAGAUCUUUUUGAGGCUGCCUUUGGAGUGAUUUUGAGGGUGUUUUUUGGUUUAUUUAUUUUUUUUUUUUUUGAGGGGAUUUUCGGGGGUCUGGCGGGCAGCGCGCGGAUGUCCCGGGCCGGGGGGGGUCGCGGGGGUCCGUAGGGUCGGGGGUCGCCCCAGGGGCCCGGCCAUGGCCUCGGUGCCCGUGUACUGCCUGUGCCGCCUGCCCUACGACGUGACCCGCUUCAUGAUCGAGUGCGAUGGCUGCCAGGACUGGUUCCACGGCAGCUGCGUGGGGGUGGAGGAGGAGGCGGCGGCGGAGAUCGACCUGUACCACUGCCCCCAGUGCGCCGUGCUCAGGGGGCCUUCCGUCAUGAAGCGGCGCCGUGGCCCGGCCAAGGUCCCGGAGCAGGACCCCGGCCGUCCGGCCCGCACGGGCAGUGCCCAGUUCAUCCGGGAGCUGCGGGGCCGCACCUUCCCCAGUGCUGACGAGGUGCUGCUGCGGCCCAGCGGGGCCCAGCUGACGGUGGAGUACCUGGAGGAGAACAGCUUCAGCGUGCCCAUCCUGGUGGCACGGCACGAGGGGCUGGGCAUGACCCUGCCCCCGCCGUCCUUCACCCCCCGCGACGUCCUGCACCACGUCGGGGCUGACAAGGUGGUGGCCGUGCUGGACGUGGGGCGCCAGGCCGAGCUGCGCAUGCGCCUCGGGGACUUCGUGGCCUACCUGGGGGGACCCCGGCGCGAGCGCGUCCUCAGCGUCACCGGCCUGGAGUUCUCGGACACGCGGCUGUCGAACCUGGUGCAGACCCCACGGAUUGUGCGGAAGCUCUCGUGGGUGGAGAACCUGUGGCCGGGGGAGUCGGCGCGGGAGCGGCCGAGCGUGCAGAAAUUGUGCCUGAUGGGGGCCAAGGACAGCUACAGCGACUUCCACAUCGACUGCGGGGGCACCUCGGCCUGGUACCACGUGCUCAGGGGCGAGCAGAUCUUUUACCUGGCGCGCCCCUCGGCCGCCAACCUGGCGCUGUUCGAGGCCUGGAGCAGCUCCCGGAACCAGCCCGAGCUCUUCUUCGGGGACCAGGUGGAUCGGUGCUUCCGGUGCCACCUGCGCCAGGGCCAGACCCUCUUCAUCCCCACAGGCUGGAUCCACGCCGUGCUGACCCCCGUGGACUCGCUGGCCUUUGGGGGGCAUUUCCUGCACAGCCUCAACAUUGGCAUGCAGCUCAGGGCGUACGAGCUGCAGCGCCGCCUCAACACCCCCGACCUGGCCAAGUUCCCCAAUUUUGAGACCAUCUGCUGGUACGUGGGGAGGCACCUGCUGGACACCUUCCGAGGGCUGCGGGAGAACCGCCGGCACCCCGCGGCCUAUUUGGUGCUGGGAGCCCGAGCCCUGACCGGAGCCUUCCGAGCCUGGACCCGCCGAGAGGUCCUGGCAGAGCACGAGCAGGAGAUCCCCGAGACCGUCCGGCCGGGGCAGCUGGUCAAGGAACUGGGCAGGGAGAUCCGGCUGGCAGAGGAGCUGUUCCAGCAGAGCACGGGAAUGUCGGGGACCCCCUUUGGACCCCCCUGGGGGGUCCCAGCCCCCAAAAAAGGGGGACCUCGUAAGCCUCCCCCCAACUCUCGCACCUCCAACGAGGGGGGAACCCCAAAUCCCCCCCCGGCCCCCCCUGAGGAGGAUGAGGAGGUUGAUCCCCCCAGCUCCAGCCCGGAGGAGACGGACCCCGACUCCGAGGGGGACCCCCAGAUCCUGCUGGCCAACGGGGGGACUCGGGUGACCCUAAUCCCAUGUCCCCAAUCCCAUUUUUGGGGUGACCCCAAUCCCAUUUUUGGGGUGUCCCCAGGGCUCCCCCGGAAGCUGCCCCGGGCCAAGCCCUGCUCGGAUCCCAACCGCGUGCGGGAGCCAGGAGAGGUCGACUUCGACAUCGAGGAGGAUUACACCACGGACGAGGAGGAUGAAGGGGGCGCUGGGGGCAGCGCCGGGAUCCUGGACCUGCUCAAGGCCAGCCGGCAAGUGGGGGGCUCCGAGUACCCCCAGCUCAGCGAGGCCCCCGCCUCCCCCAGCACGCGCGAGGCCAUCCAGGGCAUGCUCUGCAUGGCCAACCUGCCCGCGGGGACCCCCCUGGGACCCCCAAACUGGUGGGGAGGGGGCGGGGGGACCGAAAGGGGGGGUCCUGGGGGGUCUGGGGGGCCCCGCAGAGCCCCCCCAGCCCCCCGGAGCACCGACAGCGAGGCCGAGGGGAGCCUGGACGAGCAGGACAGCCUGGGGGCCUGCUUCAAGGACGCUGAGUACAUUUACCCCUCGCUGGAGUCGGACGAGGAUGAUCCCGCCCUAAAAUCGCUCCCCAAAAAGAAGAAAGUGACGGACGACGCCCCCUGGAGCCCCAAAGGUUUGGGGGGACCCCCCCAAACCCCCAUAAAUCCCCCCCUGUCCCCCCAGGAGCACCGAAAGCUGCAGCGCAGGAAGGGCCCUGCCAAGCGCCGCCCCCCCUCGCCCCCCUCCCCGGAGGAAGAAGAGGAGGAGGAAGAAGAGGAGGAAGAGGAAGACGAGGAAGAUGAAGAUCCCGAAGCUGAGCCCGAGGGGGACGCGGAGCCCGAGGCGGAGCUGGGGGGGGGCGAAGCCGAGGCCGAGCCGCCCCCGGAGCCGCCGCCGGAGCCGCCGUACCCCCCCAGCCUGGCUGACCACGAGUACACGGCGCGGCCGGGGGGGCCGGGACCCCUCCCCGGGGCUCAGCCCGGCCGCGCCCCCACCCCCAUGGCCCCGGGGGUGUUCCUGAGCCAGCGCCGGGGCCCCCCCGGAACGGCGCCCCCCAGCCACGGGAAGCGCCCGCGGAAGGGUUUGGCCACGGCCAAGCAGCGCCUGGGCCGGAUCCUCAAAAUCCACCGCAACGGGAAGCUGCUGCUCUGAGGGCGGGGCGGCCACGCCCUGCCAGGCCCCGCCCACCGCCGGCUGAACAAUGAACUAUGGGCGGGGCUGCUGCAGAAAGGGGCGGGGCCCGGCAGGACCAACCUAUCAGAACAACGUGCUUGCUAAAAAGGGGCGUGGCUUGUUAUAGGCACCGCCCAUUCAGGUGCGGCCCCACCUGUCCUCCCUGAGGCCACGCCCACAAUGCAGAUUCAGCUGAGACCACGCCCUCUCACCGCCCAAGCCACGCCCAUUGGUCAUGUAGGGUAAAACGGGCGAGGCAACAUCAAACCACGCCCACUUAGAUCCAAACCACGCCCACACAGGGUGGAGCCGAAUCCUGGCUCCGCCCACCACGGUUCCUGCCUUCCCAUUGGCCGUGGAUGGAAUAGGGGCGGGGCUUUCGCAUUUCCCGCCUCCAGGAGCUCAGGCGAUUGGACAAGCCCCGCCCCACAGCUGCGGGAGGGGCGGAGCCAUCUUUGAUUGGUCCCCGCUAGGUUUUUUUUUUUUUUUGCCCCUCCCCUAAGUGUUUUCAGGUUGAUUGAUGGGGCGGGGCCGCUUCCCAUUGGCUGCCCCUGUUUUGUAGGCGUGUCCGGAGACCGCGGCCCCGCCCCUCUCCUUUUGUAUUUGUAGAAUAAAAAAGAAAGAAAAAAACAAACAAAAAAUCCCGAAA